CUAUAGAAACCUUGACAUUUGCUGUCUGAACAUCGCACAGUGGGCGAAAUUUCUUUCGACAAAAUUCGGAUGUCAUAUUGCGUUCCACAAAAAGGUAAACAAAUAUUUGUUUCACAACAAGCCGCUUGUUCGCUAUAAAUUGUGCUGAAAUUCCACCCAUCGAUUUGGUGCAUUGGGGUGCGACUAGUCUGCGCUGCAUACGACACAGCUUUACUUGAGCAGAAGGAAGUAAAACAUCACAAUGAUUCCUUUUUAUCCUUCCCUGCAACCGUCUCCGGCGUACAAUUUCUGGUUUUCCGUCGACGAGUCUUACGACGAUGAUGCGGAAGUAAAUACGAUGGAAACGGAACAUACGGAAUGGCUGAAUCGGAUUACCUUCAUCGGACAAGAGUUGACCCCGAUCGGCAAAAGUUCCAACGAGCAGCAUAUGGAAAACAUGGACACGGAAGAUGAAGACGCCAACGACGAAAGUGAUGAUUCGGACAACUCGGAUGACGACGACGAUGAUAUGGAUGAUCUGAACAAUACGCGGGGAAAUCUUCCGGAUGAAAUAACCGUCGUUACGGGAGGAUACAUGGGCGAUGAACUUCAAACCAAUGAUGCUUUAUAGAGGAGAUGGUCAUUCGGUUCCCCUUCUGCUUUCAUUCCCGCGUUUCAAUCAUUAUAUUAAGCUCGUGUUAAGUUUAAGAUUUUCUUUAUAAUAUAUCGCUCUAAGUACUUAAA
Messenger RNA from Anopheles funestus (African malaria mosquito), 723 nucleotides. RefSeq names its product anaphase-promoting complex subunit 15. The transcript is spliced from 4 exons. Gene Ontology annotation, biological process: regulation of mitotic cell cycle spindle assembly checkpoint. Lineage: Eukaryota; Metazoa; Arthropoda; Insecta; Diptera; Culicidae. Gene Ontology annotation, cellular component: anaphase-promoting complex. The record is from RefSeq and is a predicted model, not a curated record. Bases 242 to 610 code for a protein of 122 amino acids.